CCGCCGGAAGUGAUCCGGGAUGGCUCGCCCCACCACUCGUGCGGGGCCGCUGUGCACCGAGCAGUUUGGCUCUCAAGCGGCCCGGGGCUGCUGCGCCGCUGCCGACGGGAGCUUGCAGUGGGAGACCUGGGGGUGGCGCUGGUGGGGGUUCUCCGGGGCUGGUACAGCGAACCCCGGAGGACGAGAUGCGGGCGAAGGGGGAGCUCCCGGGACCGCCUUUCCAACUCUCUCGCGUCUCCUGGCUGUGUUCCUGCCUCAGGGCUUUCCUGAUAGCGUCAGCCCAGACUACCUGCCCUACCAACUUUGGGAUUCCGUGCAGGCCUUUGCUUCCAGCCUCUCGGGCUCCCUGGCCACCCAUGCAGUCUUGCUAGGCAUAGGGGUGGGAAAUGCAAAAGCCUCUGUUUCAGCUGCCACGGCCACCUGGAUAGUGAAAGAUUCGACGGGCAUGCUGGGCCGCAUCGUCUUUGCCUGGUGGAAGGGGAGCAAGCUGGACUGUAAUGCCAAGCAGUGGAGACUUUUUGCUGACAUCCUCAAUGAUGUAGCCAUGUUCCUGGAGAUUAUGGCUCCCAUAUACCCAGUCUGUUUUACUGUGACCAUCUGCAUCAGCAACCUGGCCAAGUGCAUUGUGAGCGUGGCCGGCGGGGCCACUCGGGCUGCACUGACCAUGCACCAGGCCCGGAGAAACAACAUGGCCGACGUGUCAGCCAAGGAUAGCAGCCAGGAGACGCUGGUAAACCUGGCAGGGCUCCUGGUCAGCCUCUUGAUGCUUCCCCUCGUGUCAGAUUGCCCUAGCUUCAGCCUCGGUUGUUUCUUCCUCCUCACCGCCCUCCACGUCUAUGCCAACUACCGGGCAGUCCAUGCCCUGGUCAUAGAGACCCUGAAUGAAGGCCGGCUUCGGCUGGUCCUGAAGCACUUCCUUCAGAGGGGGGAGGUACUUGACCCUACUUCAGCCAAUCGGAUGGAGCCAUUGUGGACAGGUUUCUGGCCGUCUCUGUCUCUGUCCUUGGGGGUCCCCCUGCAUCGCUUAAUCUCCAGUGUCUUUGAGCUGCAGCAGCUGGUUGAGGGACACCGAGAACCUUACCUUCUUCACUGGGACCAGUCACAAAACCGAGUACAGGUUGUUCUGAGCCAGAUGGCAGGCCCUGAGACCAUCCUAAGGGCUGCCACACAUGGGCUGGUGCUUGGAGCCCUGCAGGAAGAUGGGCCCCUCCCAAGAGAGCUGGAGGAACUGAGGAACCGAGUACGGGCAGAGCUCCUGGUUCUGCACCCCCAUCCAGGUCCUAAGAAAGAAAGCUGGGUCAUCAUCAAGGACACACACCAAGUGUUGGACAAGCUAUUCCCAAAGUUCUUGAAAGGACUGCAGGAUAUGGGCUGGAAGACUGAGAAGCACCAGCUAGAGGUGGAUGAGUGGAGGGCCACUUGGCUCUUGUCUCCCGAAAAGAAGAUCUUGUGAGCAGCCCACAUGGAGGGCUACAUCCCAGGUUAAAAUCCUGAAGUAAGAACACUUUGACUGCAGCAGAGCGUGGGAAAAGGGUAGCUUUAUUUUUGCGUGGAGAACGGCUGUGGCUGUUUGGCCAAGGCCUCAGUACAUAACUGCCAGUCUUAGCCUGGAUUGGGCUCCAGGCAGACAAAUUAGAAAGGGAACUGUGGCCUUCCUCCUUCCCUCCUGCCCUGAGUGUCUCAUGGUGUCCCAACAUAGUUGGCCUCAGGCAUAAAAGCCCCAGAGGAAAGUGGCCACGGCCAUCAUGAGCAGGGCAUUGAAGUUGACCACACGGGCCCAUUUUGGGUCCUCACUGAUGUCCUCCAGCUGCCUGGUUGCUGUAGCCAUCUCCUCCUGGGUGGGGGGUGGGGAACUACCUGCCCCGCCCUUGCGCAUUCCACAGAACCAGAGCAGGCACUGGCGAAACAGGCCUGGUGCUGGGGAUUGGGACUCUGGGAAAAAUUGAAGCCCUACAGUGAGUUUGAGGGAACUUGGUUCCCCCACCUCCGUAGUCCCACCUCCUGGAGACUUACCCUCCAUCUCUAUUGCAUGCUCGGGAUGCCCGUUCUGUACUGGGGUUGAGGCUGAACCUUCCACCUCAUCAGCAUCCAGGUCCUCCCGCUCCUCCUUGCUGUGCCGGAGACUGAAAACCAGGCGGUGGAGCUGGGGAAAGGUGGGAGCAGGGAACCAGUGGGAGUUCUGUUCCCCCAGCCCCACACCCUGGUGUCUCAUCCACACUACCACUUGCUAGCCUCCCUCUGUCCGGCCUGUACACCUAGCCCGGGAGCAGCUCAAACAUGAUGUAUGGCUGUCUUUUGCUCUCAGGCUAAACCCAAGCUCUUCAGCUGGGUGUUUAAAGCUCUUGGCUCUGCUUCAUCACCCCAGGUCCCCUGUCUGCACUUAAAAUUGUAGUACUUUAGACUCCAGUCUUACAGUCCAUGUAGAUAUUUGCUCAUAUUUCCUCCUGUCGCCUUUCCACCCACUUCUCCACCUGUGGAGUCCUGAGCCCAUCCUCCAGGGCCUGGCUCUGUCAUCUAGUCCCCUACCCCCACACCCAGUCAGCCCUGCCUCCAGGCACUUGCCCUGCAGCAGAACAAGACCAGGCCCUUCUGUGUCCUUCUCAGCCACCAAUCAUCUCCUGUGUUUCUAGUCCCAAAGGCCAUGCCAAGGAAGUAGGGAGCUUUAUCACUUCCCCCUACAAACUUUUUCAAGCCACCUCCCCCAAACCUCCAAUAAAUGUCACUAAGUAAAAACA
This is a messenger RNA of Artibeus jamaicensis (Jamaican fruit-eating bat), 2735 nucleotides long. RefSeq names its product RUS family member 1 (gene RUSF1). The transcript has 13 exons. Lineage: Eukaryota; Metazoa; Chordata; Mammalia; Chiroptera; Phyllostomidae. The record is from RefSeq and is a predicted model, not a curated record. The coding region runs from base 20 to 1453 and encodes 477 amino acids.